AUGUCCAAAUUCAUUUUCUGUGCAGGAAACAAUUUGUGGGGUUUUCUCAGAACUGGAAGAAUGUUCAAAACACAGCUGCAGGAAUUGUGCCAGAAGAAGAGAUGGGCUUUGCCAUGGUACUCUGCAAUGAGAGACGGCCCAGAUCACAGCCCUCGCUUCAAGGCCUCUGUUUCCAUUGAUGGUCUCACCUUUCACUCUCCUCCUUCAUGCAACUCCUUCAAACAAGCUCAGAAUGAAGCUGCUCAAAUUGCCUUCCGCCACUUCACUUCACCACCUACGAGUAAAGAUUAUCAAAGUCUCUGUAUUCCAGGCUCUGAAGUACCAAGCAAUGACCAUCAUGAUCCAGACGCUUUGAAUUCUGGAAGCUCUAAUGAGGCCCUUCAGGAGGCUGGUUUUCUCAACCGAUCCCUCCAAUUUCCCCCUCUCAAAUCUUUCUUCCUUUUCCAGACAUCCUCGUCUGGUGAAUAUGUACCUGGGUUUUACAAGAAUCUCUUGCAGGAGCUAGCUCAGAGAGAAAGGACCCUCCUGCCGGUUUACAAGACUAUGAAGACAGGCCCCCCACAUCUUCCAGCCUUCAUUUCCUCCGUGGAAGUGGGUGCAGAGAAAUUCCAAGGUGAAGAAGGGAAGUCCAAGAAGGAAGCUGAGAUGAAUGCUGCCAAGGUUGCCUACACCACUUUGAAACUCGCUUCCAAAAAAUGUCCUGCCCCUGGUCCUACUGAAACUGAAGGUUACAAAGAAGAAGUGAAAGAAGUAAUAAACUUGACAGCAGCUGAAGCAGCAAGGAGUUCUGAUGAAGUAGUCACAAAGAAGCCAGAAGCCUCCAAUUACUCCCACUCCCAGCUUGUGAAUCCAGCAGAAAAAAUCCCCUGCCCUUCUUCUUCCAUUGCCAGCCAACAGACGAAAGCAAGGAGUGAGUUGGUCCUAAACAAGGUCAGGGUCUACACCUCAUACCCAGAUAUCGAAUUCCCUCAAGGAGUCACAAUCAUGCCAUUUGGUGAUGACCGAUGGGUUGCUAUCAGGUUGGAGCUCCCUGAUCAACUAGCCUAAUGUCAGCGACAUAUAUUGUC
Linum tenue is the source of this 1067-nucleotide messenger RNA. Lineage: Eukaryota; Viridiplantae; Streptophyta; Magnoliopsida; Malpighiales; Linaceae. The record is from the annotation of a GenBank genome assembly.